AUGGCACCUAUUGAAACUGAAAUCCCGGUCAUUGACCUGGCCAAAUUGGAGACCGACUUCAACGGCACGGCGCAGGAGAUCAAAGAUGUUGCGGGAAACUGGGGGUUUCUGUAUGUGAAGAACCAUGGCGUUGACCAGGAAAAGAUCGACCGCAUGUUUGAGAUUCAUGACCUGUUCUUCAACAAGACUGCCCAGGAAGAAAAGGAGUCGACUCCAUGGAACAGUAUCGACAAUGCCGGCUACGACAACCGCAGGAACAGACCGUACCGGGACCCCAAGACCGGUGUUGAGAAGCCUGGCGAUCCCAAAGAAUCAUUUGUCUGCCGCAAGGAAUCCUCGCUGGAGCACCCGUACCCGCCAACGCUGGCCAAACUCAAGCCGGAAAUCCAGUCGUUCAUGCGCGAAAUCCACGACAAGAUUGCCAUGAACAUCCUCAAGUGCCUCUCGGUCGCCGUCGGCCUGCCCUCCGACUACCUGGGCAAUCUGCACAAGUACGACGACCCGUCCUUCACCACGCUCCGGCUGAUGCACUACCCGGCCUCCGACGGCCCCGUGGACCACGACACCCGACUCCCCGCGCACACCGACCACGACGUGAUCACGCUCCUCUUCCAGCACCGCAUCAUGGGCCUCCAGGUGCGGCCGCCGCACUACUCGGGCCCGAUCGCCGAGGAUGAAGAGUGGCUUGACGCGCCCAUCAUCCCGGGCGCCGUGCUGAUCAACAUCGGCGAGACCUUGAGCUUCUUGUCCGGGGGCGUCAUGAAGAGCACCUGGCACCGUGUCGUCAAGAGUCCCCGGCCCGAGGACUGGGGCAAGGAGAGGUUCUCGAUGGCGUACUUCUGCCACGCCACCGAGUCCACCCGGUUGAAGUGUAUCGAGGGUAUCCAGGGCGCCGAGAAGCGCGAGGCCCCCGUCUCCUGUGUCACGGGCAAACAGGUCGAGACCGUCAGAGAUUGGAUCCAGCACCGUCAUUCCUACCGUGGCUAUGUGUUGGAGACUAAGCCGCCGGCGCCCGUAGCCAUGACUGGGAUCACGGUGUAG
Messenger RNA from Fonsecaea erecta, 1041 nucleotides. RefSeq lists its product as hypothetical. The record is from RefSeq and is a predicted model, not a curated record. The transcript is spliced from 3 exons. Lineage: Eukaryota; Fungi; Ascomycota; Eurotiomycetes; Chaetothyriales; Herpotrichiellaceae. The coding region runs from base 1 to 1041 and encodes 346 amino acids.